Messenger RNA from Clunio marinus, 2729 nucleotides. NCBI's taxonomy places the organism in Eukaryota, Metazoa, Arthropoda, Insecta, Diptera, Chironomidae. The record is from the annotation of a GenBank genome assembly.
AUGGCAGACGUGCUUACAUCAAUUUUCCACAGGGUUGAAAUUCUGGUUUUAAUUUUAUGCACAACAAAUGCACUACAAAAUUGUACAACGCUAGACGGACGACUAGGUCAAUGUGUUGAAGUGGGUUCAUGUACAUCCUUUCGUGGAUAUUCCUUACGAAAGUCUUUGACGUCAAAUCGAGCUUUGUACUACGAACGUAGUCAGUGCGACGACAGUAACAACACUUUAUGGGUAUGUUGUGCCGACAGUAAAGCUAAUGUAAGACGAUGGAACACUAGAACAAGUAGAAAGAAUAGAAAACCAACUGGAUACUCAAAACCAUCGUCAACAACUUCUGACGAAAAUUUAAUAAAAACUUCUGACAGUAUUUGCGGACGGUCAUUCAAGCAUCUCGGGAAUAGAAUUUUUGGAGGUAGAGAAACAUACAUCGGUGAAUUCCCAUGGAUGGCGCUUCUGGCGUACGAAAAACCAAAUGCGCGUUUUGUGUUUGGUUGUGCUGGGGCUUUGAUAACAAAUAAACAUGUUUUAACUGCGGCUCAUUGUGUUGUUGAAGAAUUGCUUCCGACUGGAUGGAAAUUGAAAAAAGUGAGGCUAGGUGAGUGGGACCGACGAACAAAUCCCGAUUGUCAAGAAAUUGAUGAUGUCAGCGUUUGUGCACUUGACGCAAUAGAUAUUGACAUAUCGAGAAUUAUUCCACAUGAACAAUAUGAUUCACGAAGUUCAGGGAAAUUACACGACAUUGCCAUCUUAGAUCUUGAAUAUUCAGUUGCAUUCACCGAUUUUGUUCGACCAAUUUGUUUACCAAUCAACAUCAGCAUAUCAACAGAUUAUGGUUCAGCAAGUGUUGUAGGAUUUGGAAAGACAGAAAACAACACGUCUAGUCCAAGAAUGAUUACAGGCGAUCUCGAUAUAGUGAAUCAUGAAGAAUGCAAACGAACAUAUCGCAUUCAAGGUCGAAUAAUUUCUGAUAAACAAUUUUGUGGUAUGAGAAGUGAUGUCGACACUUGCAACGGCGAUUCCGGUUCACCAAUGAUGAGGCUCAGUGAAACUUACCCGCCUCUCUGGUAUCUUAUUGGUGUGACGUCAUUUGGGCCUUUAAAAUGUGCAAAUUCCAAUAUUCCGGGUGUCUAUACAAAUGUUUUGAAGUAUUUGAACUGGAUUGAAAAUAAAUUAACCUUAGUCUCGAAUAAUUCGUUCACUAUGGCAAACUCGUUUGUAAUGGCAAACAGAAAACUUCGAGUUUUAUUAGCACUUUUUGCUCUUGUGUCACAGCUAAAUGGUGUUUUAACGCAGACAAGUUGUAGUUCUCCCGAUGAAUACCCAGGAAUAUGUGUUGAACUUGAAAGAUGCGAAAAUAUGUUCAGAUUAAGACAUAAAUCGCCACAAUUGCAUACAGAACGAUUAUACGUCACACUUAGCCUUUGUGCUUUGGAAGGAGAUAAACCGAUGGUUUGUUGCACUUCAAGUCCAUAUCCUUUGAAAGCUUUAUGGACGAACUCAACAGUACAAACUUCAACACAGAAACUUGAAGCUUUUUACACUCCUCCAACUACAACAAGCUUACCAAUAAAUCUUGGGGUAACUCAAGAGUUAACAAUAGAAGCAAAUGAAGAAUGUAGCAUGAUUUUUGAUAAUCGAAUUUAUGGCGGACGAAUGACAGGAAUCAAAGAGUUUCCAUUUACAGCGUUGAUAGCUUACGAAUCAGCAAGUUCUAAUGGUGGGAUUGGAUAUUUUUGUGGGGGUGCGUUAAUCAGUCGGAAAGCAGUGAUAACAGCAGCACAUUGUGUUCACGAUGAAGUUCUCGCUUAUAAGCAAUUUAAGAUUCGUGAUGUUCGAUUAGGCGAAUGGAAUAUGAGAACAAAUCCAGAUUGUAGUGGACCGAAAGGUCGAAGAAUUUGUGCGCCACCAGCAAUUGAUAAGAAAGUGAAAGAGAAAAUCGUUCAUGAGAAGUUUGUGCCGUUCGAUAAAAACCAAAAUUAUGAUAUUGCGCUUUUGAAGUUUCAUGAACCGAUUGAAAUCAAUGACUUUGUUCGACCGAUUUGCUUGCCCAAAUUAUCGACUUUAAUUGAAGAAUACGACGACAAUGUGCUUACAAUUGCGGGUUUUGGUAGAACAGAAAGCAGUGGGAGUAGUGUUAUGAAACUUAAAACUGAGGUUCGUGGCAUUACUAAUGUUGCAUGUCAGAAUGUUUACACGCUUGAAGAGUUGACAAUUUAUCCAACGCAGUUGUGCGCGCUUGGAGAUGAUGGCAAUGAUUCUUGCACCGGUGACAGUGGACAAGCUUUGAUUCAUAUUAAUACAAACACAACACCGGCUCGAUUAGAAUUAGCUGGAAUCGUGAGCUAUGGGCCUUCCCCAUGUGCACAGCUUAAUAAACCAGGAGUUUACACAAGAAUAAGUUCAUUCAUCAAAUCAAAUUGGAUUCAUAACAAUAUGCAAUGAAAGCUCGCAUGAGUUGGAAGAAGUUUCAACCUUGAAAACGAGUCUAAUCCCUUCGAUGUCAAAGUUCUUCCAACAAAACAUUAAUUAAGCUCUUAAAUUAUUAAGAAAAGCCUUCUAAACGUUCAUUAAACCUUAAUGAGUUUAAAAGCAACGUAAUUUUUUAAAUAACAACGAAUGCCUUCUGAAAUGUUCCUUCUCUGUAAAUUGUUAAUGAAUUACGAUGUUUAUGCUCAAAGAUAAUAAAAAAACGAAUUUCAUUAUUUUUGAAAUAUUAUUUUUAUUGUUUU